GCUCAUGCUUUCGCCCAUGCAGCUGAAGAAUUCGAGGAGAAAGAAUUGUGGGCUAAGGCGAUGGAAGCCCAUUUUCGUGCCGCCGGUAAAGAAUUACAACGCCGUAUAGGAAAGCAAGCACAACAAUCCCCAAACCAACCACAAGAACGAUUAAGCGUACCGGCUUCUCAUAGUAGAAGGUCGUCAACCACUCGAUCAAAACCAGGUACUGCUACACCGGAAAAGAGUAAUUCUGUUCAAAGGACACAUCAAUCACAAUCUAGACAAGGAUCAUUAUCCACACAACCAACAAAAUAUUUGAGUUCUCAACAUGUUUUAAGUGUUCAGAUACCACCUAAUAGUAGUGACAAGAUGGCUUCCGAUCUGUUGAGAUCUGGUUUUACCACCUCUGUUGGUUCUAAUGGUGGUUCUAAUAGCAUAAAACGGAAUCCCGGAUGGCCUGACCCUACGGCUUCAAUGGGUGUUUCAAGGGAGACGAUAACAACGUCUAUUACCCCAAGUAUCUCAUUAGAAGGUUCAUCUAGCUCUGAGAAAAUUGAUGAAUCUUAUAUGGUGUUGCGAGGAAACGAUUCGACCGAUGAUGACGAUUCAGAUCCUUUCAAUAAAUUUUGGGGAAUUGUUGAAACGUUAGUUUCUAAAAUAUCUAAUCCAUUAACCAACCCGGUUGCUUUCGCAACUUUACCUCUAAACGUAUCUGAAUAUGCUCGAACGUCAUUUGAUCCAAAUACUAUUCACCCUCCUUUACCAUUUGGUAACAAUGGCGUUGAUGUUGUGGAUGAGUUAAAUGCUGCUAUGAUGGAAUCUUUUUAUAUUAUACCCAAAGAACAAAGAUUAGGCGGCACAGCUGGUGGUUACUCUCGAUCAUCAACAUUGUCGCCCGGAACUCAUCUCUCAUCUGGAAGUAGAAAUACUUCAACAAAAACUUUAGAAGAAUAUGCGAUGGAGAACGCACAACUUAAAUCUGUCAUAGACAAUUUGUCUAAAAGGAUGAUGGCUUAUGAAAGGGCUGCAGAAGAGAGUAGUAUGUUAAAAAGUAGCAUUUUACAAUUUAAAAAUGAUUUGCAAAAACAGGCCAAGCAAAUCAAAGCUAGUAAAGAAAUGCUGCGCUCAUCUCACGUAGCAAAACAGGCUUCACCUGAAAUUGGCAACGCGCAAUCUCUUCAAAAACGUGUCAAAGAGCUAGAAGAGGAACUUCAACUCGUGAAAGCUGAAAAUGAGAAACAGGACCGCUUGGAAAAGAUAAAGGAAUCCGCAAUGAAAAAACGUGUGAAUAAAAUGAGUGAUCAAUCAACGCUUCCCGGCAGC
Racocetra fulgida is the source of this 1305-nucleotide messenger RNA. The record is from the annotation of a GenBank genome assembly. Lineage: Eukaryota; Fungi; Glomeromycota; Glomeromycetes; Diversisporales; Gigasporaceae.